GUUGUUGCAAGCCAUCACUGCAGACGGAGGCAGUUCGAGUCGAGCAAUUCUACCCUCCAUCAGUUGUUGGGUCCUGCCCAUUCUCCAGGCAGGCCUGCUCUCCCUUUCCUUUCUACCACCAUCAUCACCAUCCUUUGACCCCCAUUUUGUCCGGUGUACUCCGCCGCCUUGGACGCUGCACCACCAUCACUUAAUUCUGUUACCACGUCCAAUUUUUCGCCAUACCGUCCCUCUUAGGAAGCAGAACCCGCAGAAUGUCCUUCUUCUCAAGGAAGAAGCAUGCGCCUCCCCCGGCCCCGGCCACCGUUUCUGUAGCGCAGACGCCGAGUCAAGCACUGGCACAGAUGUCUUCGGUCGCACCUGCCAGCAAAGAUAGCAGUGCUGCUCAACAGCAUCACCAUCACCAGCAGGCUCCGGGGAAUGUGAGGUUGGAUGGUCCCCACGAUGUUCCUUCCUCAGGCUCGCAGAUCCCGCAUCAACGCUUGCAACAGGGUUCAGGUGCACUACACGCGCCAUCACAAUCACAGUCGCAACAACAACCGGCUCCACAGCAACAGCCUCCACGGCCGUCUUUCCCAUGGUCCGCCAAACGCCUUGCACUUGCCCCGCCUAUCGUCUUCAACAAGCCAGGUAUUGCCCCGCCUACUUCCCUUUCACCAUCACCCUUCCCUCGAUAUGGCCAUUCCCUUCCCACGACUUCUACGAGUAGCGGAGACCUGUAUCUUUUCGGCGGCCUUGUUCGCGAAACGCCAAAGAACGACCUUUAUUUCUUCAAUACUCGCGAUUAUGUGGCUUCCUUGGUUCAAACUGAAGGAGACCUCCCCUCUCCUCGAGUCGGGCAUGCCAGUGCCAUUAUUAGCAAUGUACUAAUUGUCUGGGGAGGAGAUACGAAAACGGAUGUCAGAGCACGGUAUUCCGACAGACAGGAUGAUGGUCUCUACCUGUUUAAUCUAGUGUCCCGAAAAUGGACGCUUCUUACAAUGCAGGGACCAGUUCCUGUCGGUAGAUAUGGACAUGCAGUUACAAUGGCUGGAACGCGAUUCAUCGUCUUUGGUGGUCAGGUUGAUGGGGAAUUUUUGAACGAUAUAUGGUCAUUUGAUCUCAGUACAUUGAAAACGGGAACAGUAUGGGAUUAUUUGGAACCUACCACACCGGAACGACCAGCACGGCGUACGGGUCAUAUCUGCAUGACAUACGGUGAUCGAAUAUUUAUUUUUGGUGGAACUGACGGUCAGUAUCAUUACAAUGACACUUGGACAUUCGAUCUCAGCACGAAGUCAUGGUCGGAACUGUCUUGCAUCGGCUACAUCCCAUCCCCAAGGGAGGGUCAUGCCGCUGCUCUUGUUGACGAUGUGAUCUACAUAUUUGGAGGGAGAGGUGUGGAUGGAAAGGAUCUAUCGGACCUCGCCGCCUUCAAAAUAUCCAAUCAAAGAUGGUAUAUGUUCCAAAACAUGGGUCCUCAGCCUAGUGGUCGGUCAGGUCAUGCUAUGGCUGCUGUAGGACCAAAGGUGUUGGUCCUUGGAGGCGAAUCGUCUUCACUUUCCAAGGCGGAUGACCCGAGCAUAAUACAUGUUUUGGAUACCAAACAUAUCAAGUACCCUGAUGCUAGUAAAAGCCCACCUCCACAGAAUCCUGCUCGAAAGUCCUCCAUUCCCCCUCAAACAAAUCAGCCGACGAAACUCUCCUCUUCCCCCUCAGGCCAUGUUCUCAAUGGCUCUCGAUCGGUAUCUCCUCUGCAGAGCGAAACCGAAGACCGCCGUGCAUUGUCACCGAAUGGCUCUAGUAAGCCAGUUAACGGUGUCAUUCCACCUUCAGGUACUGCUAAGGCUCCGAUGCGACCAAGACGAGAAGACGAUCACGUCGAUCCCACCGAACCACCAGUGAAAGAAAUGCUCUCGACUCGCAUACGAGCUACGUCUCCUGAUCAGCCGCUUCACGACCGAGCUAAGAGCCCACAUACUAUAGGGAGCCGGGCAGUUUCGCCUACAGGACCGGAUAUCGGGCAAGUGCCAAAUAUGGCAUCAAUGACGAUGAAUGGCUUAGGUGGGCGUGUAUCGCCUGACAGGUCCAAACCUCCACCCGAUGGUUUUUAUUCUACCGGCGGAUCCCCCAUCGUCAAUGGAUUUACACACCAUCAGUCUUCUUCUCGGCAAGGUUCGGUCAAUAAUGUGACCGCAGAUCUACUUCGAGAUCUUAAAACCAAAGAACUUGAACUUGAAGGAGUCCGACGGCAAAUGAUUUGGAUGAAAGAGGCCCUUAUCAACGCGUCUCGUUCAGGUUAUGUUUAUACGGACAAGGACGGGAGUCAAUUGGAGGACGGUGUUGAGGGUCAGAAUGCAGAGCUUUUAUUGCAGUUCAAGCAAUUCAAAGCCCAGAUGCAGACGGCAUUGAUGGAACAAGCUCAGCGGGCUUCAGAGCACGUUGCUGAUGCGGAGCGUGUAAAAGUUAGUGCAUCACAAGAAGCUGCUUAUUAUCGCGCGAAGCUUGCCGCGUUCGAAUCUGCGAACGAGUCGGAGGUACUGCAGCUGGAGAGGCGAAGGGUCGCGGAGCUGGAAAGUGAUUUGACCAUCCUAAUCAAUGAGCGACGAGUUCAGGAUCGAAAGAUCAACGAGAUCGGUGACGCGCUCGCAGUACAGACAACCCUUUGUGAGCAAGCCGAAGCUCGGGCAGCCGAUGCCACGAAAAGUGCUGAACAGGAGCUUGAUGCCCAUAACCGUAUCAAACAACGACAUCUUGAUCUCGAAAAUCGGUACACCACAUUAGAAAUGCAAUCACGAGAUCGUGCAGAUACGUUACUGUCGCAAACAUCGGCUUUAGAGCAGAGCAGAGCAGAGGAAAACGCCCUUCGUGAGCAGGUCAACCAGUUCAUGCAUUCGCGUGAUCAACAUGUGCGUGCAUUGGAACAAGCACGAGAUGCAGUCGAGGCUGCGUCGUCACGCGCAAAUGAGCUGGACGUACAGUACAAACAUGCACGAGAGAGGAUAAAUAACCUGGAGGCUGAUGUAGGGGAACUUCGGGGCGAGCUCGAAACUCGCAAUGCUGAGGUCGAAGCGACCCGCGCUCGGCUAGCGGACGUCGAAAAUUCAUGGGCGCAAUCCAGACAAGAGGCCGAUUCGUACAGAGCAUUGACCACUGGCAGCUUAGGCGAGCUACUUGACACCCACCGGAACAUGAAAUCUGAUGAAGAUCGUUUUGCGAGAGGACAUGCAGAGAAGAUCAUGGCGAUCGAGAACGAGUCCGCGUCUUUGCGAAAUAUGUUACAGGAGACAAACCAAGCCGCAGAAGAGGCACAACGACUGCUGACCGACGAGCGCCGGCGAGCAUCAGCCUUCGAAUCAGAGCAUUCCCUCCUACGUUCACAGAUUUCAGGUCUUCGCUCUAAGCUUUCUGCUGCUGUUGCAGAGUCUUCACGUCUUCGGAGAGAUGUUGCUGAUAGAGAGGAAAUCUUGCGCGGAAAAUCUAAAGAAGUUGCGGACACCCAGGUGCGACUGGGAAUGCUUCGUAACUAUUUCGCAGAAAAUGGCGUCGAGGUCGAUGAGGAUGAGCUCCCUUCGAGAUCCAAGGUAAACGGUACCUCGUCGACUGCCGUUGCGGAUCUGGAUCAUAAGCUUGCCGAACAGCAAGCUCUGCGCGAAGACACAGAGCAAGAGUUGGCGCAAGCUCUCCAUCGAACCAAAGAGCUCGAGAACCGUAUUGGUCAACUCACAACCCAGCUUGACCAUGUGCGCUCAACACAAACUCCCUCCCGAGGUGACGAUAUAGCCGCAGAAGCUCGUCUCAUCCAAGCCGAACGCAGAUUUGAGGAGACAGAGAAGAGCUACAAGGAGCGUAUGGCGCAGAUGGAAGAUGACUACCAAGUUGCCGUCCAUUAUGUCAAGGGUACCGAGAAAAUGAUGCGACGUAUGAAGGACGAGCUAACCAAACAGAAGAACAUGAAUACAACUCUUCAAUCUGAGUUUGAUGCCAUUCGAUCCGGCAGGUCACCCAUCGACCCUCGCUUACGUGGCGUGAAUGGGCGAAGCACGCCUUCAGACGAAGGAAGUGAUCAGAUGCGUACGCAACUUGUGGAAGCGCAACGCCAAUUGCAGCGGUUGCACAGUGAGAACAGAGAUCUGCGAACGCGUCUGGAAUCGAUGGAGAGAGAGCUGGAGGUGUUACGAGACAACUUGGUGGCAUCUCGACGAGAGUCAGAUGAUCGGCUUGUCCAGACGGAAGAACUCCAGCAUGAGGUCGACAGACUGAAGUCUUCUCUGGUUAUAGCAAGAGGCGGCAACCAGGAGACACUGCUCGAAAAACUCAGCAAUGAGAACGUCACGCUCAGACGCGACAACGAGCAGCUGACACAUAAAAUCGGUCUCCUUCUCGAAGUGGAUCAACCGACAUUCGGUCAAGGGAGACCAAUGUCAGGGGUAUCCGCUCGACGAACUAGUACAUCAAGUUCGGAGAAUGCGCUGGCGUUUGAGCAUCUUUCUAGCGAACUGGACGACUGGCAGCGACAGCUAGCUAGCUCCAUGAGCACUCGACGACCGCUGAGCGGCUUCGAUUCAGAGCCAGAAAGGACACGAUCACCACGGUCAUGACAUUUCCUUUUUGUUUCAUUUAUCUGCUACGCAUAUACCACCCCUCGGCUUUUGGUCGUGUUCGCUUGGAUUCACUCACACUCUAACUUACAUACUUCUUCGUGUUUUGUCUGAUGUUAUUAGCUUCGCUUCGCCUACUUAUAUAUUCCAUGAGCAGUAUAUGUGUUGAUGUGGUCCAUAUAUGAUGAAUAUUAUAUUAUGAUGGAUUGGCUCUUUGGGUCCAUUCGACUGCUUUCUGUUUCACCAUCGU
Messenger RNA from Guyanagaster necrorhizus, 4830 nucleotides. RefSeq lists its product as uncharacterized. NCBI's taxonomy places the organism in Eukaryota, Fungi, Basidiomycota, Agaricomycetes, Agaricales, Physalacriaceae. The record is from RefSeq and is a predicted model, not a curated record. The transcript is spliced from 9 exons. Bases 255 to 4580 code for a protein of 1441 amino acids. Gene Ontology annotation, biological process: establishment or maintenance of bipolar cell polarity. Gene Ontology annotation, molecular function: protein binding. Gene Ontology annotation, cellular component: cell cortex of cell tip.